This is a messenger RNA of Phaedon cochleariae (mustard beetle), 909 nucleotides long. The record is from the annotation of a GenBank genome assembly. Lineage: Eukaryota; Metazoa; Arthropoda; Insecta; Coleoptera; Chrysomelidae.
AUGCUCUUAGAUUCCAUCCAAAGAAGAGCCAUUCACCUGGUUGGUGAUGACACACUUACUAAUUUCUUGACAUCAUUGGAAUGCCGCAGGAAAAUCGGCGAUCUUUCACUUUUAGAUAGAUACUCAAAUAGCUUUGAACCAUCAAAAGUUGGAAUCUGCAUUCUAAGAUUAGAUGAGGGUAGUCAAAAAAGCCUAUACAACUCACCUACAAUCUACAAUCUUACAGUGAUCUAUCUGACGCCUGCUGAGUUGAAAAAUGCAACCGUCAAAAAAUCCUUGGAUCAUGAUAUGUCUGUGGUUAGAAAAUCAAAGUCAGAUAAGGAUGACUACGACUUCAUCGUCGUCGGCUCAGGGUCAGCAGGCAGCGUGAUAGCCAGCCGACUGUCAGAGAACCCUCAAUGGCGCAUCCUGCUGCUGGAAGCAGGCACCCGGGCCAACUCUCUUACCGAGAUCCCCCUGCUGGCCCCUGUCUUCCAACUGACCCCCUACAACUGGGGCUACCGCAUGGAGAGACAGGAGGGCGUUUGCAACGCGAUGGAGGAGGGGGUGUGUAACUGGCCGAGAGGCAGGGCUCUGGGAGGCACCAGCGUCAUCAAUUACAUGAUCUACACGAGGGGGAAUCCCGGGGACUUCGAGCGGUGGGAGGGGCAAGGUAACCCAGGAUGGUCUUAUGACGAGGUGAUCCAAUAUUAUCUGAAAUCAGAAGACUGCCAUUUGGGCAAAGAAUGUCAGAGUCGAUAUCAUCAGAAUGGCGGAUAUCUAAGUAUCGAAUAUCCCUUCACGACAGAAUUAACAAACGCCUUCAUAAGAGCAGUAGUUGACGUACCGACAGCAGCGAAACCAUCGAAAUACCCGUAUAAAAUGUCAACCCAAACAGUUCAGCCGUCUAGAAGUUAUGUGAAAAGAUAA